AUGCCGAGCGCGCGAACGAAUUUGGGUCCUCUCACAACAGAGUGGAAGUACCCUGAUCGAUGUACUGUGCCAGUGACCGAUUGCACGACAUGCACGAAUGCCUGGCAAGGUCAGACGUGCGGGAAUAACAAGGACAACACGCAAGGCGUACUAGACGAUACAGACUGUUGGCCACCGCGAAAAUCAUUUAUCUCGGCUGGAAAUGCGGUGAAUGGCUGGGGCUUCUACUCUCCCGCAUUCGAGUGUCCUCAAGGCUACGAAAAAGCAUGUACCGCGACGGGCCCAGAGACUGGAAACUUCAAUUUUCAGUUCUCGAUACAAGAUGACGAGAGGGUGAUAGGAUGCUGUCCAUCCGGAUACACCUGUGCGCAACCCGGCGGGCCACAAACGUGCACAACCAUCGCUUCCAGAGGAUCAUUACAAGUAGCAUCAUGCUCGAACCAAAAGACCGUUCUCAAUUGGCUCACACUUCCAGCGACUGUAACAGAUGAAACCAGCACAGUAUCUCUAGAUGGGAUAACCAUCUUCGCACCAAUGAUCCAGCUCAACUAUCGCGAAAAAGAUCUAAGCUUGUCAUCUGGUUCAACAGGAUCUACAAAAACAGAUUCGGCACCGGCUGAGACUGGUACAGGUGAAUCAUUCUCAUACUCAUCUUCCAGCGGGGGACUAUCGACGGGUGCUAAAGCUGGCAUUGGAGCUGGGGUUGGAGUAGUUGGGCUUGCGAUUAUUGGAGCGGCGUUGUAUCUCUGGAGGAGAAGAAAAAGGGCAACGCCGCAGGCUGCUGAGCUGGAGACGAAGGAGGAUACGAAGAACGCGGGAUCAGUUUUGGCUUAUGGUUCGCCGCCGCCGCAGUAUCCUCCUGUUGAACUGGAUGCGACGAAUUCGAGACAUGAGAUGUGA
This is a messenger RNA of Fusarium fujikuroi IMI 58289, 900 nucleotides long. RefSeq lists its product as uncharacterized. The transcript is spliced from 3 exons. The record is from RefSeq and is a predicted model, not a curated record. NCBI's taxonomy places the organism in Eukaryota, Fungi, Ascomycota, Sordariomycetes, Hypocreales, Nectriaceae. Bases 1 to 900 code for a protein of 299 amino acids.